Messenger RNA from Vicia villosa (hairy vetch), 894 nucleotides. RefSeq lists its product as uncharacterized. The transcript has 3 exons. NCBI's taxonomy places the organism in Eukaryota, Viridiplantae, Streptophyta, Magnoliopsida, Fabales, Fabaceae. The coding region runs from base 1 to 894 and encodes 297 amino acids. The record is from RefSeq and is a predicted model, not a curated record.
AUGCCUUUAGCUGUGUCUAAUGCACCAGGUGUGUUUAUGGAAUAUAUGAAUAGAAUAUUCGACGCGUAUUUAGAUCAGUUUCUUGUUGUGAUCAUCGAGGAUGUUCUAAGAUAUUUGAAAUUGGAUAUGGACCAUGCAGAGAAUAUGAGUUAUUCAUUGUCAAAGUUAGCUGAAGAGUAUAUUGAAAGGAUUGCCAAUUUUCAUGAUAUCCCUUUGAGUAUUGUUUUUGAUACAAAUCUGAGAUAUACAUCGAGGUUUUUAGAGAGUUUGCAGGAAUCUAUAGGUGAGAGUGUUGUGCUCAAAUAUGAGAUCAUUCAACAGACCUCUGAGAAGAUCAAGAUGAACCAAGAGAAGAUGAAAGCUUCACAGAUUCACCAGAAGAGUUACCAUGAUAAGAUAAGUAAGGCACUUGAAUUCCAAGAGGGAGAUCACGUAUUUUUAAGAGUUACUCCGGUGAGUGGUGUUGGACAAGCAUUGAAAUCUCGAAAGUUCACACCGUGUUUUAUUGGUCUUUAUCAGAUCUUAGGGAGAGUAGGAGAAGUGGCUUACAGAGUUGCUUUACCGCCGUUUCUUUCAAAUCUCCAUAAUGUCUUUCAUGUGUCUCUGUUGAGGAAGUACAUUCCUGAUCCAUUUUAUGUGAUUCAAGUGGAUAGUGUGCAAGUUAGAGAAAACUUGACAGCAGAGGCAUCUCCCUCGAGAGUAGAGAAUCCAGAAGUGAAGCACUUGAGAGACAAAGAGAUUGUGUUGGUGAAGGUAGUGUCGGGAGGACCUACUAGUGGAAGCAUGACGUGGGAGCCUGUUAGGUGCCAAAUUGUGUUAAUAUUUACUCAUGUAUUUGGUACCUUUCGACUAUUUUAUUCGCAUAUUCUUGGAUCCCCGUUUAUUUUGAAGUAA